Molecule: messenger RNA, 1507 nt
Organism: Thrips palmi
Lineage: Eukaryota; Metazoa; Arthropoda; Insecta; Thysanoptera; Thripidae
Exons: 7
Coding region: 143-1453 (436 amino acids)
Molecular function (GO): protein binding
Source: RefSeq, a predicted model, not a curated record
UCCUCCUAGGGUGUACUCAAAACGCUCCUUUCCGAAGCAGCGGAUGAAAUAACUCACAUCUGUCGUUCGAAACAGAAGCCAAACCAAAUGUUUCAGUUCAACGUGCAGUCAAUGCCGAAUCAAAAUUAAUCUGGGAAGAGAAAUGUCAAACCUUGUUCCUUCUUCAUCGUUCAUCGUUCUGGAAUAUAGAUCGAGUCGCAUGCCAGUGCAACUUGCCACCAAACAGCGCUCUUUCCGCGCAGAUCAACAGUUCACUAUUUUCCUAUCUCACUCCUGCGUAACUUCACAAUACAUUCGAAGGUCAGAAGAAUCGAGAGGCAAAGUCUCGCCACGGUUUGGCCACGCUGUGAGAAAAAGGAUGACUAUGGCCGAGGAUGGAGCUUGGACGAAAGCUUUGUCGUGUCCGCUCACGUGGGAUACCCCUGAGAUGACCUGCAUGUCGCUGCCCCUCAGCACUGCCGGUGGAGUGGCCGACGAACUGGACUCACUGCCAACGCCCUGGCACCGCCUAGUGGACAUGAUUACCCUGGCCUACUCGUACCUGACCGAGGGAAGGGAAACUGACGGCGUCGCACUCCUCAGGAACUGUUAUAUGAUGCUGUUGCCUCAGCCCUUCUGUCAGCAUGACUGUGCUAUCAUCGGGGAAUACCGCAUGGCUUUACGGCACAUCCUAGAUUCGUUCUGGGCAAUGGUUGAGUGGCACCGAGCCCCGUCGACUACUGCCCUUUUGAGAGACUUCGUGAAAACGAUUACGCCCUUCAACGAGCUGAGCCCCGCCCUGCAGGCCGCGAUCCACGCCGUCCGCGGCGCAGUCAGCCGGCUGCAGCGCGAAAUCUCUCUCGCCUGCGUGGCGCGGAGCCUCGAGCUCAACGACCGGGAGGGGGAGUGGCACUCCAUGGGCGGCAGGCUCGCCGCGACCUGGGCGGUCAAGGUGCAGCACUUGAGGACGGCCCACCGGCUGCGGCCGGGGCCGCACACCGGGCUCGCCCUGGCCACGGAGCUGGCCAUGAAGCCCAAGGGCAGGGCCGAGGCGCGGCAGCUCCUGGAGGAGGCCUUGCGACGCUACCCCGACCACCCGCACGUGCUCACCAACGCCGGCGACGUCCUCAUCCAGAUUCGCGGCCUGACGAAGACUACCGUGGCCGAGGCAGAGCGACUUCUCGGCCGCUGCAAGGCCAUCACUGGAGACAAGAGUUACCUGCACCUCAGGCUGGCUGGCUUGUGCCGACGGCAGGGUGGACGCAGCGAGGAGGCGACGCGACACUACGAGGAGGCCAUUCGCCUCAACCCGGCCGACGCGGCGAUGAUCCGCCUGUACCACCUGCCCAACUCGCCGUGCGACACGUGCGGCCGCGUCUGCAGCGACGGCAACGAGGGCGGCGAGAUCCGGUGCCACCACGAGCGGCUCGCGCGCGUCUACCAGCACACCCUCACCUCCAACACUUAUGCUUGAACGUCUUUGAAGUUACUUGUGCGAAUUAAAGUUUGAAAGAACACUGUUGAACAA